Ustilago hordei is the source of this 2355-nucleotide messenger RNA. RefSeq lists its product as uncharacterized. Gene Ontology annotation, cellular component: nucleus. Gene Ontology annotation, biological process: mRNA processing. The transcript has a single exon. The record is from RefSeq and is a predicted model, not a curated record. Gene Ontology annotation, molecular function: metal ion binding; RNA binding. Bases 1 to 2355 code for a protein of 784 amino acids. NCBI's taxonomy places the organism in Eukaryota, Fungi, Basidiomycota, Ustilaginomycetes, Ustilaginales, Ustilaginaceae.
AUGCUCUUCGACGAGGCGCACACCGACAACCUCAAGGCCUGGCUCACAUCAGAGCUCGGCCCAAUAUGCGAUGCCGAUCCAGAAGUGCUCGCCGACUAUGUUCUUGCGCUGCUCAAGCACGAAGGACCCGAAGCUGAGCUUCAGACUCUACUCACGGAACAACUGGAAGACUUUCUCGCUGCCGAGACCGAUCCUUUUGUCACAAAGACAUUCCGAGCGAUAGCCGACAAAUCUUACCUUCCACAAUCCGACGCAGCAACUGCAGAUGACUCCAAUAAUACCCAUACGCUUGCAUCCACAUCCAACGCCGCUGGUGACUUUUCCAGGAAGCGAAGAGCGGACGACAAUGACGCCACGGACUCUGCUCGCUCACCCCCUAGACAGUCCCGACGACUUCAGGAUAGCAAUACGACGCCCGGCCCCGACGACUCCCGAGCUCGACCUGCUCGGGAGCGCGACUCGAGAGAGAGGAACGCCGAUGGUGCGGAUACAAACGGUGCACAGGGCGAAGGCGGUCAUAGAGAGCCUCGCAAGCAGCUUUGCAGAGACUACCACAACAAGGGAUUCUGUCCACGCGGCGCUAGUUGCAAGUUUGAGCAUUCGUCAGAAGUGCUUCCCGACAAUGCCAACGCACGCAGCCAUCCUCAGCAGCACCAGCAACAGCCACCUUUCCCCAUGGGUCCGAUGAUGGGUCCAGGAGGCCCCAAUGCAAUGCACGGUCCACCGAUGAUGUUUCCAGGUGCACCCUUCGGCAUGCCUCCACAAGGUUGGCACCCAAGCAUGGGGCCACCACCAGGGAUGGCACCCGCCAACGGUGGUCCCCGUGGUCCUCAAUCUCCAAUGAACGGUGACGGUCAAAAUCUUGCCAACCGUAUGGGCGGUCAAGUGCCACCUCAAGCAACCGAAGCAGCUCCCUUCCAGAACCAAGGAGUUCCCUUCAUCGGCGGUAUGAGUGGACCAGGAGGCCGAGGCGGCGCCAUGGGUGGAAGAGGUCGUGGACGCGGUGGAGGACCUCCCGGCACAUUCCAAUCUUCACGACGAUCCAACACCACUCUGGUCAUCGAGAACGUCCCCGCAGAAAGCCUUGAUUUGAUCGCAGUCAACGAGUACUUCAAGAAGUUCGGCACCAUCACCAACAUCAGCAUCGACAAGCCAGGUUCCAAAGCCCUCGUCAGCUACUCGCAACCAUCUGAAGCUAAGGCGGCACACGAGAGUCCCGAUGUCAUCUUUGGUAACCGAUUCGUCAAAGUCUACUUCCAGCGCCUCGACGAAGCCGCCGGUGCAUCUGCUGCGCCUGCGCCUGCUCCGACACCGAGACCGCCUCCCCCAGCUGCCGGUCCACCGGCCAGGAACAGUUUUGGUCCUGGAAAGAACGUCUAUCAUGCCCGCCCGCCUGUCACAGGAGCAAGUACUGCUGGUGGCGCGGCUGCAGGUGGCAUGUCGGAAGAGCGCAAGAAGCUGCUCGAAGAUCAGAGGACCAAGCAGGCUGCACUCGAUGCCCAGCUUGCCGAGCAGAAGACGCUGCUUGCCAAGUUCGGAGACAAGGAUCUCUCAGCAGAAGAUAAGAAGCAGACCAUGGCCCAGCUAAAGAAGCUUGGCGACGAGAUCAAGGCCUCUACCGAAGCUGUCAAGGCUGCGGUCGAGGCAUUGCAGAACACACCCAAAGAAGCACUCGCUGCAGCUGCUGGCGCCGGUGCGGACGCAGGCAACUGGAAAGCAGAGAAAGAAAAGCGCGAGAAGGAACAGCUCGAUCGCGAGCUCGACCUGCACGCCAAAGGCUCUUCGCCAGCAUCGACAACAGAAGAGCUCAGAAAGAAGCUCGAGUCGCUCAAAGCUGAAGCCGCCUCGCUCGGCAUGGAUGGUGCUGGAGGUGCAGCAGGAUCAUAUGGCUACAACCCACGAGGAAGGGGCAGAGGCGGCUAUGUUCCACGCGGUCGUGGUGGGUACGCACCUUAUGCACGGGGUGGAGCAGCAAUGGGCCCUAACCGAUCGCUUCGCAUCGAUAAUCGCACGACGAAGCUCAAGAUUGAUGGUCUCCCCACAGGUGCUGAUGCUGAGAAGGUCAAGGAACACUUUGCUGGAUUUGGGGAGGUAGACACGUUCGAUGUCGAGUCGGGAACGGUGGUGUACAAGGCAAGGAACAGUGCUGAACAGGCACUGAGGGCUGGUGCUGAGAUUCCUGAUGUAGGAACUGUGAAGCUUUGUUGGAUUCAGCCUCCACCCACUACAGCACCAGCACCUGCUGCAGCUGCCGGUGCUGCUGGGGAAGGUGACGCAGCAGCAGCGUCGAGCACUACCACUGGUGGAGGCGAAGAGGAAUAUGACGAAGACAGGGAUUCGAGUUGGAAGCGUUAG